Molecule: messenger RNA, 2052 nt
Organism: Lodderomyces elongisporus
Lineage: Eukaryota; Fungi; Ascomycota; Pichiomycetes; Serinales; Debaryomycetaceae
Exons: 1
Coding region: 1-2052 (683 amino acids)
Source: RefSeq, a predicted model, not a curated record
AUGCAAGGAGAUCUUGCUAAAAAUGUUGAGCAGCUUGUUGCUCUUAUCAUCAGUAUUAUAAAUGAAAAUAUAAAUGAAAAUAUAGAUGAAAAUCAGGAGCACAAUUGUACUGAACAACACGAAAACAAAAAUGUCGCAGAUCUUGAAGAUGUCUUUUCAAAAUACACAAAUCAUGUGAAUGAUUUAUUUCAUUUAUAUAAACCGGAGGACCUUUCCGAUAAUGCUAAAGAAGGUUUAGAAAACUCUUUGGAAAACUCUACAAGUGACUCCAAAGUAAGCACUACGAAUAGGGAUGACCACACAAAGUUUAACGAAUUCAUUGUCGUUAAUGCUUCUCAAUCAGUUUCGAACUUGCUAAUAACAGGAUUAAUUGACUCGGCAGCAGCAGACAAGAAACAUUAUACUUAUCAGAAAAAAAUUGCCUUUUUGUUAGAUUUUUUGAUCUGGCUUGCAUUAAAAGUUGAUGAAUGUGCCAAAACUGCAUUCUACCAAACUUUAUUGACUACACUGCAACAGUUACUAGCAAUCUCUACUGAUGAGGCGCAAAUUUUUUGGAAUUACUUGGAGGCGCGAUUGGACUUGAUCAAGAAUGGGCUAUUCCACAAUAAUGUUGGCGAGCGGAUGCAGAUUCUUCAAUUGACAAACACCCUCAUUGAUAAAUUUCGCACCACAAAAGUUGAAAACAGAGCUGACCUGUACAAGAAAGAUACUCAAGAUGAUGUUUUUCAAAGUCGGGUUCGCUCGUUUGUUACACAGUUGUUAAAAUUUGAUGAUACAACUGGUCUCAACAAAUAUUUUCAUUUGGCAAAUCGGAAACCUGUUCUGAUCUAUGUAAAGGAUGAUUUUUUACUGGACUUACUUGAAGUCCAAAAGGUCUUUAAUAACCCUAUUCAAUUUAUGAAGAAACUGGAAGCCAAAAAUUUGAAAAGAUUGGGAAGCAAGAUCCAGACUGUUUUGCAAGAGCUUUUCCAAGAUGAACGGAACUAUAGGAACAGUUCACCACUUGCAGAUCCGUUAAAAUUAAAACAACAAAAGCCUGAUACAGAACGCAAGUUUCUCAAUGAAAAAAUUUCGACCCAAUUAUUUGUCCCAGAAACGUAUUUUGAGUCUCAUUUUUUGACUCCAAAAGAUGAAGCGUUUGCAGAGCUGCAGAAACGAGACGGACAAUAUGUAUCUAAAGAGUUGAAAGCAUCCAAAAGCCGAUUGCAAUAUAUUUGUGAGAUUUAUAUUGUUGUUUCAUUAUACAGUGAUUUAUCGCAAAGCGCAAAGCUGGAAUUACUUCGCGAUAUAGGUUCUCCAGCAGGCUCAAAACAUUUGACAGAUGAAGAUUUACCUCAUUCCUCAGCGAAAUAUUUCCUUGACAUCAAGAAGGAUAUAUUGGCAGAAAUGAAGAGAAUCGAUUCAGCACUCUACCACACCCUUUUGAAUCUCAAUGUGUCAGAGAAAAGUUGGUGGCGAUGGCUUCUUGUCGGGAAAGAUCUGAAGUAUGGAGGAGUAUAUUUUUCAGAUUUGUUAUUAUCUUCAGAAGAGUUGGAGCGUACUGAAACGAGUCUUAAAGAGUAUUUGCCAUUCAAAAACAAAAAGAGUUUCAACACUUAUGUAACGCCGCAAGUUUCGAGAAAAAUGCGAACCCCUCUGGGGUUGAAACAGUUGAAACAAAUGAAGGUGUUCAAUGUCGAACAUGCUCUCAAAGAACUAGAAGAAAUACGCGAAUGUGACAAAAACGACGAAGUAGACCACAUUUAUCAAAAUGAGAGGCGAUGCUCGUUGGUAUGGAAAACUAUGCGAAAACGACGGACACAAGAUUGGUUGGCAAGUACUGCUGACCUUCUCGAGAAAUCCAAGGACAAAGAGCUGAAAAAGGACGAGGAGAUGCAAAUACAGGAUGACGAAAAGAUUGCGGAAGUGGAAGAACAAGUGAAGGUAGAGGAAAAAGGAAUGGUAGAUGAAGCAGUAGAGAAAGACAAUAAGAUGAAUAUAGAAGAAAUAUCUCUCAAACGAAACAACGAAGAAGAGCUUCUGAGUUCCGAAACCAAAAAGUCUAAAAUAUAA